AUGAAGAACAAUUGGGCCAAGGUUAGUAUGACACGUCCAUAUCAUGGUAUCAGACACGAACUGACUGUUAUUGAUGACAUUAUCCUUCGUGGAUCCCCUUUCUUGAUGCCAACGUCUCUCCGAGAACGAACUUUGAAACAAGUCCACGAAGGGCAUCAGGGCAUCGUGAAGACAAAACGACUGCUAAGAGAAAAAGUCUGGUGGCCUGGCAUUGACCAAGCCAUAGAACAGCUAAUUCGUACGUGCAUUGCAUGCCAAGCCCAAGGUCCAGUAUCCGCACCACCGCCCCUUCACAUGACGACUAUGCCAAGUCAGCCAUGGCAAACUCUACAUGCCAAUCUGUGUGGACCGUUUCCCAGUGGAGAAAGUCUUCUUGUCAUGGUAGAUACAUGCUCCCGUUGGCCAGAAGUACAUGUUAUGAAGAGUACUACGUCCACAGCUAUCAUAAAAUGCAUGAAGACCACAUUUGCAACCCACGGAAUCCCGCACGAAAUUGUUACUGACAAUGGACCACAAUUCACCUUCGCUGAGUUUAGUACAUACCUUUCCAAUUGUGGUAUUGUACACUGUAAAGUCACACCCUAUUGGCCCCAGGCAAACUCCGAAGUAGAACGUUUUAACCGAACUGUAGAAAAAGCAAUACGUGCAGCGAACGUUGAAGGGAAAAACUGGAAAGAAGAAUUUGAUGUUUUCGGUGAAACUACCUGCAGUUCUCCUUUUUGGCCGUAACAUUAGAAAUAAAAUACCCGUGCCAAAAACAUCGACACCAGCUGAUGACAUACCAGUAACAGUUCGUCAACAUGAUCGAGAAAGAAGAGAGAAAAUAAAGUCUUAUGCUGAUGACCACAAACGAGCUUCAUUGUCCGAGGGGGAAAAGGAAGAUGCGAUGCUUCUCCGUCAACCUCGGCAAACAAAAUUGUCGACAACCUAUGAUCCGAAGCCGUACAUUGUCGAAGAAAAGAAAGGGCCCAGUGUGCUACUGAAACGACCCUUUGAAAGACCGAUUAUGAGAAAUGAAAGUAUGAUCGAUACGUAA
This is a messenger RNA of Paramuricea clavata, 1036 nucleotides long. The record is from the annotation of a GenBank genome assembly. Lineage: Eukaryota; Metazoa; Cnidaria; Anthozoa; Malacalcyonacea; Plexauridae.